UUAGCUCGUCGGCGUAUCGCUCCGCAGAUGUGGGGAGCUCACUCCCAGCGGCGGCGACAGGGCGGCGGGGCUUCGACGCCGAGACGCGGCCGGAGAUGAGGAGGGACGAGUCGGCGUGAGGAGGACGGUUCUUUGUGCGUGUGUGUGUCCGUGUGUGUUCACGGUCAGCGGGAGCCCCCCCAUCGGAAAGCGGCGAGUGCCAGGUGUGUCUCGUCAGCCACCUUCUAGCCUUUUACCGUCACUGUCAAGGUCACCAUGGCAACCAGCGCCGUGCCAAGUGACAACCUGCCAACAUACAAGCUGGUGGUGGUGGGGGAUGGCGGUGUCGGGAAGAGCGCCCUCACCAUACAAUUCUUCCAGAAGAUCUUCGUGCCGGACUACGAUCCCACGAUAGAGGACUCGUAUCUGAAACACACAGAGAUCGACGGGCAGUGGGCAAUACUGGAUGUGCUGGACACAGCCGGCCAGGAAGAAUUCAGUGCGAUGAGGGAGCAGUAUAUGAGGACAGGAGACGGCUUCCUCAUCGUCUUCUCCGUGACGGACAAGGCCAGCUUUGAACACGUUGACCGAUUCCAUCAACUUAUACUACGGGUCAAAGACAGGGAGGCCUUCCCUAUGGUGCUGGUGGCAAACAAAGUGGACCUGGUGCACCUGAGAAAGGUCACCAGUGAACAGGGUCAAGAGAUGGCAGCAAAACAUAAUAUAACUUAUAUUGAAACCAGUGCUAAGGAUCCUCCAAUGAAUGUGGACAAAGCCUUUCAUGAGCUCGUCCGCGUCAUAAGACAACAGAUCCCGGAGCGAAACCUGAAGAAGAAAAAGAAGAUGAAGUGGAGAGCAGAACGUUCCACAGGCUCCCACAGGUUCCAGUGUGCCAUAUUGUGACCUCCCUCGUUCCUUUGAAUCGUUCUUAACAUUCAAACAACCACACGCACACCCACAUACUGUACCUUUGGAUGUCAGGGAACUCCCCAGCAGUGGUUAGCUACUGGAGCACAAAAGGGAGAGAGAUGAAUAGCUGACGGACAUGAUGGAUAUGUAACGAUGGGCCGAUGCCCCCUCAGCCCUUCACAAUGCCUUGGAAUGAGUGCUGUCACCUGCUCAAUUUACAGUCCCUUUCUGAAGAUCUUCUGAUUCGGUCCAUCCGCAUUCAACACAGAAGAACUGUUUCUCAAUCAAGUGUAAGUUUGAACUUAUCGUCAAAUGUGGCACAAGGCGACAGACUCAGAAGUGGAACUACGGAUAUUAGAAUCCCCUUGAUGUUGGGAUUUUUGACUUCUUGAUAAAAGGAUUGAAAAGGGAGGAACUGGCUCGAAAAUGGCACUUCAGAUACUAUGGACCUCCAACAACCUGCUGGUCAUCACCCGUCCGUCCUCACACUCUUACGGCUUCUUGGAGAGAAGCCCCUGUGUGAUCUCUGGAUGGGUUGUCUUCAUAAGAGCAAGGGGGGAUAAACACGGGAGCGGUGAUUUUUGUUCGUGAUGGAAAUAGAUGUUGUGCGGUGUUGUCGAUGGGUGAACAGCCAAUUCUGUGAGCACAGCGUGUCCCUCGUGGUCAUGUGACGCUCGGGCUUUGAGAUGUCAGUUAGGAGAGGAUGGAAGGAACGUGACGUGAGGCUGAGGAAAUGAUUGACAGGUGAAUGCCAUGGCCAUAUCAACUUGUUUAACACGUGUUUGAAUAUUCUAAUUGUAACGGAGAGUCUGAUCGGUUGUGUGUGAUGUUUAACUUUAAACGUAACAGAGUUUUAUAUCAAAACUGAUGUGUCAGCAGCCAUGUUUACACACGCUCGUAUGAAGGAUUAUUUUCCCGUACAUACAGACAGUAUCUAAGUUUAUGUCUGGGUUGCACUGGAUGCAGGAAACGACACGGAACGUCUGGUUUUUGAUUUCAGUCACGCCAGGAACCUCAUGUAGCAGCCCGGCUGCAGGCGUGCAGCAGACACGCACCCAGUGCGGCCCGGGUCGUCAUCAGUACUGUGAGAACAACAGACCUGGGAAAUACAGUGGGGUCCAAACGUCUUGAGACCACUUUCCCACUCAAGUGAAUGGGCGCCAUGGGAAAAGCUGCCUACACACAUAUAUAUAUAUACAUAAAUACUUUCCAUGUUUUCUUUUUCUAUCUAAACGUAGAGACAAUUAUAUUUGUGCUAUAAAAAUCGAAUUAUAGGUGGCAAUGUAAGUCAAUGCUGUUUUUACAAAUCUGUAGGAUAUCAUGGAAUAGAUGAGGUUUAAUAAUGAGAGCUUCAUGUUUCAGAGCUGAAACUGUCUGGAGAAGCUGAUUUGCACUUGCCACUAACCAAAAUAAUGUGAUGUCACUUUAUUUCAAUCUAGGGGCUUUUCAGACGGCACCACUGAAUUCAGGACUAUGUGUGAAAACUCGCUCAGUAAAGGACGACACUCCCCCAGAUUGGGGAAGUAGACUGUAGCCCCGGGACCACAGCAGGGUCGGGAGGGAUGUGAUGCUCCUGGGGCUCAAAGCCAUGUUAACCCAGCUACAGACCAUGUAUAGUUGUAGGAAAACCACACACAACAAAACAUUCAGUGUCUUCAUGUUUGUAGUCGUGAGGUGGGUAGGAAUGUACCAUUUAAUAACCUAUGAAAUGGCUUGUACUGUUAACGCACUAAAGUUUUCGGUGCACUCUUUGAUUUCGUCCGGAUGAAAACCGUCUCUUGGAAGGAAGAAUAUACAUUUUUGCACUUUUAAUACAAUUUCUGACUUUACUAUUGGCAUGUUGCUCCUGGUUCCAAUCCGCAGGUGAGAUGAAAGGCACGGUGAAAAAAAAUGAUUUGAAUGUAAAAAAAAAUUGAAUGACACAAAACGAGCAAAUAGGCGACUGGCAUUGUAGCCCUGUGUGCCUGUGUGUGCCUGUUGCCUUGGCCAUAACGGAGAUGAAGUACAUGGGAACCAUUUGAAGGGCACUCCGUUACAAGUGGAGGAGGUAGAAGCUCACACAUUGAAGGCCGGACAACUUCACCUCAGCAUGAAAGUGGAAAAAACAACCUCAGCAAAAAAAGAUGGAGGCAUCGAUCUGCUCCCACUGGGGAUUAAGGGACCUGGCAAAGAGAGUUUCCAGAGAAGGACUGAAAACAAUGAAGUACUGAGCUUAGAACAAUGAAGCAACACACUCUGGACCAUGGGGGGGGGGGGGGGAGUAUAAAACAAAAAAAAAAAUGUGAUUGAUGAAAAUGUUGCAUCAUGUAUGUUUGAUACCUUUUUGUAUUAUUGAUAUGAAUUAUUGAUAUGAUUCUUGCAAAGUGUUUUUUAAAUGACUGAAUAAUUUAUUACUGUCUAUGUUACCUCAGUGUGUCCCAGACCUGGACAAAAAAAUAACCGAUAACCCCCCCCCCCUUGUGUUUUACCUUCCUGGGUUUUCUUUGGGACUCUCAGCAGCUGAACGGCCUUUUCCUUCAAGCCCCGUUAUGAAGAGACUUGUGAUGAAGAAACUAAAAUUGGUCCUGAGCCAGAAAGGAAAAGAAAACAAGUCAACAUAAGGAUCUGUGCUCAUGUGGUCGGCCUCAGGAUGAGAACGUAAUCGCACAAACACCAAAACAGGGAAAAAGGAAAGUCAAUCCUACUUGUAGUUUUUUUUAAAUGUUUUGUUGUUCAGUGGGAAAUUCAAUUUGUCACGAUGUUGAGAAAUACACAAAGAGUCGGGUGAAAUGGUUUGUGUGCAGAUAAGAUAACUUAUAAUUUAAAACAAGAAUGUUGUUACUCUUCUCAUCUAACUCUCUGAGCCGUUCCCCACCCUUCACCUUCCCGCUCAAACAAACCUUCUGAUUUGAUGCACAGGUUUUUAUAUAUCCGUUUAAUUGACCCUGAAUCAUAUGUGAGCUCAAAUUGAGCACUUUUGUUUUUAAGUCAUCGAAGAGGCUGUGUGACUUUUUCAAAUCAGAAACUGAUUCUUGACUGAUUUGAACUGAUUGGAGUUGUGUCUGUCCUGGAACCUUGUCAAGAUGUGAAGCGCCACGUAAACGGCAACAUGAACAAAAACAAUCAUACAAACACCAUUUGGAGUUUCCCACCCGUUGUGUAAUGUGUGUCUUUGGAAAAAAAAGGUCUGUUGUGUUGGAACUGGCUGUGUCAGACUGAGGAGCUAGACGAGGCACAAACAAACUGUGGCCUUUUUCUCUAGCCUCAGGGUUCGACUAUAUUUCAAUAAAAAAAAACCAUACAAGUAUUGUGA
Messenger RNA from Platichthys flesus (European flounder), 4180 nucleotides. RefSeq names its product muscle RAS oncogene homolog a (gene mrasa). Lineage: Eukaryota; Metazoa; Chordata; Actinopteri; Pleuronectiformes; Pleuronectidae. Gene Ontology annotation, molecular function: GTPase activity; GDP binding; GTP binding. The transcript is spliced from 6 exons. Gene Ontology annotation, cellular component: plasma membrane. The coding region runs from base 256 to 882 and encodes 208 amino acids. Gene Ontology annotation, biological process: signal transduction. The record is from RefSeq and is a predicted model, not a curated record.